This is a messenger RNA of Linum trigynum, 210 nucleotides long. The record is from the annotation of a GenBank genome assembly. NCBI's taxonomy places the organism in Eukaryota, Viridiplantae, Streptophyta, Magnoliopsida, Malpighiales, Linaceae.
AUGGCGCUGCCAUUACCAACAAUCGCGGCCUUCCCAGUAGUUCCAAUCGCUGCUACAGCUCCACCACCAUUACCGCUUGUUGCUGUGGAACAACCGUCCAAGGAGCUUAACGCCGCAGCUACGAACAGGGAAGAAGAGUCUCAACCGCCGAUGUCGUCGACACCAAUGAAAUCGGGUUGGAAGGAAUGUGCAGUCAAAAUCGCGCAUUAA